Molecule: messenger RNA, 838 nt
Organism: Puma concolor (puma)
Lineage: Eukaryota; Metazoa; Chordata; Mammalia; Carnivora; Felidae
Source: RefSeq, a predicted model, not a curated record
AUGGCACUUACUGCUGAGACUAAGACCUCCCAGGAAGCUGCAAUGGGCCAGUCCUUGGAGGUACCAGCCAGCUACUCCUUCCAGGAGAGGCAGAGUCACACUGGGUUUCAGACACAGUUUGAGCACAUCCUGGCUGAUGCAGACGAGUGGCAGGAGCUGGCUGGCGCCCAGGUCCGCUCCCCGGAGGCAGGCCGCGGCUCCUCCACGGACCACGGGUGGGCGACCGAGGGCUCAGUGCUUCUGGGAACUUGGCAGACACAGAUUAGAGACACCCACCAGCGAGCUUCAUUAUUUUCCUUCUGGGAACUCAUUCCCAUGAGAGCGGAACCUCUGAGAAAAAAGAAAAAGGUAGAUCCUAAAAAAGACCAAGCAGCAAAGGACCGUUUGAAAAAGAGAAUCAGACGACUGGAGAAAGCUAGCCAGGAGCUAAUCCCCAUUGAAGAUUUUAUAACACCUGUGAAGCUCUUGGAUAAAGCAAGACAGCGGCCUCACAUGGAGCUUCCUUUUGAGGAGAGUGAGCGGAGAGCUCUGCUUCUGAAGAAGUGGUCCCUGUAUAAGCAUCGAGAGCAUGAGAUGGAGAGAGAUGCCAUCAAGUCCAUGCUUGAGGCCCAACAGGAAGCUCUGCAGGAGCUGCAACUCCUGUCCCCAGAGCUACAUGCGGAGGCCACCAAGCGGGACCCCAAUUUGUUCCCCUUUGAAAAAGAAGGGCCAGAUUACACGCCACCAGUCUCCAACUACCAGCCCCCUGAAGGCAGGUACCAUGACAUCACCAAGGUGUAUACACAGGUGGAGUUUAAGAGGUAGAGCUGCAGGCUGCCUUUAGAGCCAGAACAGGACU